Messenger RNA from Eufriesea mexicana, 2031 nucleotides. RefSeq names its product Caseinolytic protease chaperone subunit (gene ClpX). The coding region runs from base 158 to 1918 and encodes 586 amino acids. The record is from RefSeq and is a predicted model, not a curated record. Gene Ontology annotation, cellular component: mitochondrial matrix. NCBI's taxonomy places the organism in Eukaryota, Metazoa, Arthropoda, Insecta, Hymenoptera, Apidae. The transcript has 7 exons. Gene Ontology annotation, molecular function: ATP binding; protein dimerization activity; ATP hydrolysis activity.
AACAGCAUAUCAGCCAUCAACGAGAGAGUCUGUCUUGACCGUGAUUGACCGCACAUACAUAUCCGCCACGUAUGUAGGUUUUGUCUCAAGUGACUCUAAUAAUCACUGCAAAAUCUUUUCCUUUGCUUUUCACAAAGAGAAAAAGAAAUAAACAAAAAUGAGUUGUGUUCGUUGUUGUUUAAUCAGUGCUGGUCGCAUUGCAGUCUCUAAUCAUGUAGCAAAUCAUGUUCACAAAGUUGUAAGAGUAGCUAUUACUAGAUCAUUGACAUUUAGUAGUAGCUUGGGAAAAGCACCCACCGAACCUACUCCACCUGGUAAAGAUUCUAGUAGUGGAGUGUCCUCUGUUGGAAACGGUGGAGGCAAGAAGAGCACGCUUACUUGCCCAAAAUGCGGUGACCCUUGUACACAUGUAGAGACUUUUGUAUCAUCAACAAGGUUUGUUAAAUGUGAGAAAUGCCAUCACUUUUUCGUUGUUCUAUCAGAGGUAGAUUCAAAGAGGAGCCUUAAAGAAGCUUUAAGGCCAGAUGAUACGAAACAAGGAUUUUAUAGAAAACCACCACCACCACCAAAGAAGAUUUUUGAGUACCUAAACAAACAUGUUGUAGGUCAAGAAUAUGCAAAAAAAGUUUUGAGCGUUGCUGUUUAUAAUCACUACAAACGAAUCUAUAAUAAUUUUCCAGUGCAAAAUUCAAUGCCAGGUUCUAUUAAUGCAAGUGGUACACAAGAUUUGAAUCAUCCCUUCACUCAUAGAGGUCUUAAACCACACUUAUUACAUAUUUCAACGAUUGGAAAUUCACUUGGUGUCGGAUUUCAACAGUAUCCUACAGGAAAUGAACAUAAAUCGACUGAUAGUCAAUCAGUCUCUGGAUCUGAUAUUCUGGAUAGUAAGCAGCAUCAGUUGAAAUUAGAAAAAAGUAAUAUUUUGUUACUUGGCCCAACUGGUAGUGGAAAAACAUUGCUUGCACAAACAAUAGCUCAAUGUUUGGAUGUACCAUUUGCAAUUUGUGAUUGUACAACACUGACACAAGCAGGAUACGUUGGUGAAGAUAUAGAAAGUGUUAUCGCGAAAUUACUUCAAGAUGCUAAUUACAUAGUGGACAGAGCACAAAUGGGUAUUGUAUUUUUAGACGAAGUUGAUAAAAUUGGCGCUGUUCCUGGUAUACAUCAACUGCGAGACGUUGGUGGGGAAGGUGUCCAGCAGGGAAUGUUAAAAAUGUUAGAGGGUACGAUUGUGAACGUACCUGAAAGAAAUAGUUCUAGAAAAUUACGCGGAGAUACAUUGCAAAUCGAUACUACAAAUAUUUUAUUUGUUGCUUCUGGUGCUUACAAUGGAUUAGAUAGAUUGAUUUUGCGACGUAAAACUGAAAAAUAUCUUGGAUUUGGUGCAUCACCAUCUUCUGAAAGUCCAGGAAGGCGUGCUGCAAAUUUAGCAGAUGUUGCAAAUAUGUCACCUUCUACAGAAAAGGACAACAAAGAAAAAGAUUUACUACUACAGCAGGUUGAAGCAAGAGAUUUAAUUGAUUUUGGUAUGAUUCCCGAAUUUGUUGGCAGAUUUCCAGUUUUAGUACCAUUUCACACCCUUGACAGAGAUAUGCUCGUUAGAAUACUGACGGAGCCUCAAAAUGCUAUGGUGCCUCAAUAUCAAAUGUUAUUUUCAAUGGACAAAGUAGAAUUAACGUUUACUACGGAGGCUCUAAGCGCGAUAGCGUCAUUAGCUAUGGAAAAGAAAACAGGUGCAAGAGGCCUUCGAGCUAUCAUGGAAUCAUUACUUUUGGAACCUAUGUUUGAAGUACCAGGUAGUGAUGUUAUGUCCGUCCACGUUACCGAAGGAUGUGUACGAGGACAAGAGAAACCGCAGUAUAUCAGAAGAGGUGAUGUUACCGAAGAAGAAUUACAUGCUCAGCAUAUACAGAAUUAACAAAUAAUUCGUACUAAAGAUACGCCGCAUAUUUGAUUGAUUUCUUGAGAAAAUCAUUCUCGAAAUUAUAUUUUGCGGUAAUAGUUUUCGGCCCGAUAUAAAUUUGUAAAUAA